UAUAUCCUAAAAAAUAAUAAAAUCAAACUUACCAGUUUGUCACGUACCACACAACCCAGUCCUUCGCCAACCAACGUUCCUCACGUGCUUCGCCGGUUGGUACUCACGUGACCGGCAGCUUUCUAAUAGCAAUUCUCAAUACAUAUAUAAUCUCUUCAUACCAAAGCUACAUAUAUAGUCUCUUCAUACCAAAGCUACAUAGCAAAGUCUAUCCCAAAGCACAGUCCAUCUUUAUAAUACACAAAAAUGGUUAGUCACAAAGAGACCGUGUGUGUAACAGGCGCAUCGGGAUUCAUCGGUUCAUGGCUUGUUAUGCGAUUAUUGGAGCGUGGUUACUUUGUCCGUGCCACUGUUCGCGACCCCGUGAAUGGAGUGUUGGGGAUAAUGAAAGCUUGUGAUAAGGCAAAAACAGUACGAAGAAUCAUCUUUACUUCUUCUGCCGGAACUGUUAAUGUCGAGGAACAUCAGAAAAAUGUCUACGUUGAAAAUGAUUGGAGUGAUCUUGACUUUAUCAUGUCCAAAAAGAUGACCGGAUGGAUGUAUUUCUUGUCGAAAACUUUAGCCGAGAAAGCAGCGUGGGAUUAUGCGAAGGAAAAUGGAUUAGACUUCAUUAGUAUAAUUCCUACAUUGGUGAUCGGUCCAUUCAUAACAACAUCUAUGCCGCCUAGCCUCAUCACCGCGCUCUCUCCUAUCACUCGGAACGAGGCACAUUACUCGAUCAUAAGACAAGGGCAGUACGUGCAUUUGGACGACUUAUGCAAUGCUCAUAUAUUCUUGUACGAACAAGCUGAUGCCAAGGGACGUUAUGUUUGUUCCUCUCACGAUGCCACGAUUCUUAGUAUCUCUGAAUUUAUUAGGAAAAAGUACCCCGAGUAUAACGUGCCUUCAACGUUUGAAGGUGUGGAUGAAAAUCUAGAGAGCAUUGUGUUCAGUUCGAAGAAGCUGAUUGAUAUGGGAUUUAGCUUUAAGUAUAGUCUCGAGGAGAUGUUGGUCGAAUCGAUUGAGACAUGUCGUCAAAAGGGUUUUCUCCCGGUUUCUUUACCAGAUCCAUCAAUAUUUGAGGACAAAGUUCCGACUAGUGAUGACAAGAUUGAGCACAAAACCGGAGCUGGUUUACCCGAUGAUGUGGUGCCCUGUAAGAAGACAGAACCGGUGGUAAUCCGCGAGAAAACCGAUGCUUGCAUGCCGGCAGAGCAGAUGUGUGCUUAGAGAUUUAACCGGUAUCUAUUAUAUAUCAAUUGUCGUAUCGUUUUAGUAUUGGAUGUGUGUUUUGAAUUUGUUACUUUCUGAAUCGUAGAUUAUUAUUGAAGGGUGGUAUGGACUGAUUCUGAUAGUAACAUGAUUGAGUGUAACAUUAUGAACUUUUACAUAUUUAAGAAGCAGAGUGAUAUUUAAACAAUGUUGCCUUGAGUCAAAUUAGUCGUGUAAUGUCGCUUGAAUGCUUCCAUAAUCUAUAAUUAGACAAUUUCAACAUCUC
Messenger RNA from Thlaspi arvense, 1477 nucleotides. The record is from the annotation of a GenBank genome assembly. NCBI's taxonomy places the organism in Eukaryota, Viridiplantae, Streptophyta, Magnoliopsida, Brassicales, Brassicaceae.